UUUUUUGUUUCCACAUGUUGCGAAUCCCAAUCUUUCCACUCGCCAAUUCGCUCGAUCUCCAAUCUGGCAAAUCCCCUCAUCUCUCACACAACCUCCGAAUCAAACGCUGAAUCGCGCCAAAUUUACUCUUGAUCUAUCUCCAAACCCGCCGCUAUCUCUCAUCCUGCUAUUGCAAUUUCAUCCAAAACUUGCUCCCUCGGAAGCCAUCACCAUGGCCGCGGAGGCGGGCAGUCGGCGCGGGGCGGCGGCGCGGAGGAAGGCGAAGGAGGCGGCGGUGGGCGCCGCCGCGAGGGUUCUCUUCUACCCGACACUGCUGUACAACGUGGUGCGGAGCAAGGUCCAGGCCGAGUUCCGGUGGUGGGACGAGUUCGUUUUGCUCGGAGCGGUUCCAUUCCGCAGCGAUGUAACACGCUUACAGAAGCUUGGGAUAUGUGGUGUGAUAACCUUAAAUGAACCAUUUGAGACUUUGGUACCAUCAUCUAUGUAUAAGUCACGUGGGAUCGAUCACCUUGUUAUUCCUACAAGAGAUUAUAUGUUUGCUCCUUCACUUGUGGAUAUUAAUCAAGCUACUGAUUUCAUUCAUAGAAAUGCGUCUUGUGGGAAAAUAACAUAUAUUCACUGCAAAGCUGGAAGGGGCCGGAGUACAACAGUCGUCUUGUGCUAUCUGGUCAAAUACAAGAAUAUGACACCUGCUGCAGCUUUCGAGCAUGUACGGUCUAAAAGGGCUCGAGUGCUGUUGACACAUUCGCAAUGGAAGGUGGCUUUGAUUGUUGCAGGCUGUUCAAGAAUUCAGCAAGAAGAACACGGACCGUCCUGCUCUCACGAGCGGUCCCGCAACAGCAUCUCCAGCACGGGACGCGGCACCGGUAACAGUAGCGGAUCUGAACGGCAAUAAUGCUCCAGAGUUUCUUGCGGAGGAUGCCAGCUUGUCUAGACGCAACACCACACCGUCGAGGCCAACGAUUAAGAUGCUGUCAUGCUUGUUUCCUUCUCGCGUCUGAUGAAUGGUCGCUGGACGUCGGGUGUCCGAGGCGCAUGCGUGGUAGCCCCCGGUCGAUCUGUCCGCGAAGCGGUGUGCAGUGCAGGACGGCGGCAGCAUACCUUUCCGAAAAGAAAACGGCAUCAGCAUUGGCGUUAGUCAUAUACUUGUCCAUAUUCACCCGAUUUGCCUGUAUAUAUAUAUACCUUCGUCAUGUGGAAAUUCGUUGUUGAGAAUUGAGAUGCAUCUCUUACCCGCACUUGAAUGAAUGGCCUGUGAAUCUA
Zea mays is the source of this 1263-nucleotide messenger RNA. RefSeq lists its product as uncharacterized. NCBI's taxonomy places the organism in Eukaryota, Viridiplantae, Streptophyta, Magnoliopsida, Poales, Poaceae. The record is from RefSeq and is a predicted model, not a curated record. Gene Ontology annotation, molecular function: phosphoprotein phosphatase activity. The coding region runs from base 212 to 895 and encodes 227 amino acids. Gene Ontology annotation, biological process: protein dephosphorylation. The transcript has 6 exons.